AUGCUCGACUUCAAGCAGCCUUUUCAUCGCAAUUGUGAGUUGCUCGCUUCGUUUUUCCUUCCCUUAUUUCUCUGAAAUUCCCCGAUUUCAAUUUACUGUCGGUUUUCCUUGUAGGAAGUUGCUCCACUUGUUCCGCCGGUUUCUUUCAACACUUUUGAUAAGGAAUAUUCUCAUAAAAUAUUUGAAUUUAUUUUGAUACGUCAUGCCACGGUUAAUGAAAUAUUUCAAUAUAUCAAACUUUUGAAACAACUGAAUAAAAAAAUCAUUUCUUGAAGUUAUUGGCUCGAAAGCACGUACAGUUCUCUUACGAAAGAUACAAAAAAAGGUUUUUUUGAUUCAACUAUCUUUUUAUGAGAAUCAAUAGUUCUGAAUUUUUUUGAAGUUGUGAAGACUGUUAUUUGUGGCACUCUGGUGGAAUUCCAACUCACAAAAAAAGAAAAAGUUCAGAAAGAUUGAACUUUAUAGAAGAAAGUUUUGAACAAAAAAAUUUUUUUUCAGUACACUUUCGGUGUUAUGUUUCAGUUGUAUGAAAAAAAUAUUUUCCUGAAUUUUCGUCUUUAUGGAAAAGAGAAAAAUCUAAAAGCCUCCAAUAGUUUAUGAACCUAGAAAGGUCUAAAAAUUCACUAUAAAAUUUCAAAGAUCUUUUUUUUUUAAAUAUAAUGAUUUCCUCAUUUCUAAGCGAAACAAAUUCUCAAAAACACUUAUGAAAUCAUUUUCAUUUCAUAAAUAUCUUUCUCAGCCGUAGAAUUCCUCUGGGCUUACCUGUUCCGGUUAUGUAUGACCCCCGCAGCUAACAGCCUCAUCACCUGGACAGGUGAGUUUUCUUCUUCUCAUAUUUGAUAGUUCAUUUGGAAACAAAUAGGUUACGGCCUGCAGUUCAAAAUUAUCAAUUGGAAUACGUUGGCACAGCUUUACUACUGUCCUCAUAACACCUUGGCGUUUAAUGAAGAUGUGAGGAAUAUUUCGAAGGAAACUUGGAAACAAAAAUUGAUUAAUUAAGGAGAUAGAAAACAUUUUCCGGAGGGCGAUCAAUCGAAGCUCUGCGAUUGACUACGUUUUCAACAAAAACGGUUGGUUAAUUAUUACCUCACCAGGUGACGUUUUCUAGCCACCGGUACAAUUUUUGAUGAAACUUGGCUGAAAUUUACUUUGUAUCUACUGAUAUCAAAACAUUCUCUCAAUAGACCUUGUUUUCAAUUUAUGAAGCUUCGAAGAUUGCAAAAUACGCUAAUUUAAGCUUUUGAAGCGCCUUAACUCGGAAACCAGAUCUAUUUCUUUUUUUUUUCUGAAAUCAAAAGACCCUAGAGUAUACUUCAGCAAAGUUUCAUCGAAAGUUCAACACUUAAAGCUAAAAAAAAUCAAGUUUUUUUUUAACAACCAAAAACCAAAAUUGUGGAGAAAAAUUACCUUUUUUUGUGAGUAGUUAAUCUAUUGAAAAAUCUAGUGAGUUUUCCAGUCUACUCUGAAGUUUUAGGAGUUGAUAUCUGCUCCUAUAGAUAUUAUUUUUCAGGCACGAUCGACUUCAUGUUCACUGAGCUCCGUGUGCCCGACAUGGAAGCCUACACCGGCAUGCGUAUCAACGAAAUAAUGGAAUAUUCGAGAUGUUUCCGAGUCGACGGUCGCUAGGAAAUUUGAUACCAGCCUUUUUUUCCAUUUUCUCCCGUUUUGAAGUAUCAGUUUUUGAAACUGAAUGUGUACAUUCAUCCCCGAAUCUUUCACCAAAAACCCCUUCGCCUUAAAGUUUACGAUAAAGAUUUUUUUCCAAUUGCUUCCAAAUUUCGAGGACAUUUUCAAGGGGAAAGUGAGGUCGAUAACUUUUAAGUCAAGCAAGAAGUCAUUUUGAAAUGAUUCUCGCUGAUUUUAAGUAUUUUUUUGAAUCUAUGAGUAACUCUUGAUUUAUUAGACUGGAUUCUAGAUACAAUAGGUUUGGAAAUAAUCAAAUAUGGUAUUGAUUUUUCAUUACAACCAUAGGUUUUUUCAUGUUUCUAGGAUCUUUUUGUGUUUUAAAGGUGCUGGAGACGUCGAAAACUGCAAGUAUUAGGUUCUCUGGAUGUUUUUAUAAGGCUAACGACACGAAAAAUACCUCUGGUUAAGCUUUCUCCAACUCAUGUUGCUUGAUGAUGUUGCGAGGCUCAGGUUCCCACGAAAAAUACUGGAUUUUCGCUAUAAAGUGCAUCCGUUUCCCUCCUCUGCAUUGAGAAAAAAACAUAGGUUCUUUUGAAUGUAUCAUUGAAUAUUCUACACGCUUCCGAUGCCGAGAAAUCGCUCUAAAAUUCUGGCGCAAAAAUCAGUAUGCCAUAAAUUUUAUGCAAGGAGCCGAGAAUGGAGGAAAAAAAAAAACUGGCCUCGACUUCCUCUUUAGCGCUUCUGCUCGUUUUCCGAGGCGCUUACUAGGCGAAUCGAUCUUCUGCUUUUCCUCCAUCUUUCGGGGCUGUGCCAGUGUGUUUUUCCCUUUUUUCGCCCUGGGGUCGGUUCGAGUAUUUGUCAUCGAGCCGCCUAUCUCCAUUAUUUUGCUUUUUGCAGCUUCCUUCGCGCCCAUUUCGUUUGUUUUUUUUGCGGCUCCGGGGUUUCUAACAGCUCGCUGAAGACUCGGCAAACAAAAACUAUAGCUUCUUUUUUUUAUUUCUUGCUGAGAAAAGGGUUUUUUGUCUUUUUAUCAAAUAAAGUUCAAUUUUGGAAGUGUUUGCUAAAAAAAGAAUCUUUUAAAUAUUUUUUCUUUUUUCUAGAGAAGAGCCUCUUUUUUUUCAAAACCUGUAUCAAAUGUUUCCCGAAAGAAAAAAGAUCAUUUUUGUUCAUUUUUUUCUAUUGAGGAACUCCGGAGUUCUUUCUCUUUCUCAAUGUGACCCCUGGGCCCAAAUUUUAUAAGUUUUCGGAAAAACGAGCCUGUUUUUCUUGCGGGGGCUUAUCUCGGAAUUUUCUCCUGUUUCUCCGAUAUCCGACAUUUUUUGAAUUUUUCUGAAGGAAUGGAGCCUUUUUUGGUCUGAAUAACUUUUUCUGUCCAACCUUUGAUCUCUAGACUCGUACAUUUGAAUUUUUCACUAUAAAAACUGCUUUUUUUCCAGGCCUAAAUUCUAUCGAAAAAUCACUGAGUCCUCUUUUUGCUGUUUUGCUUCUGAUAUAUUAACGCGUAUUUUUGAAUUUUCCAAAAAAAGAACGGUUAUUUUUGCUCUGAAGAAUGUCUCUUAAGAAGUCACGGAUUUUUUUUCUUGUCUGACGUGACCUCUGGACCCGUAUUUUCGCACUUAUCGAGAGAAAAACUGUUCUCUAUCAAGAAAUUACAGAUUUUCCUGUUUUUUCUAUCUAACGAACUCUGGGCCCGUUUUUUCAAACUAACAAAAAAAUGCUUUUUUUUGCUCUGAAUAACUUUUCUGGAGGAUAUUGACCUCUGUACGCGUAUUUUUGUAUUUUUCGUUGCUUAUGGGUGUUAAAUUGUUUGUGAAGGCAGAGUGAACACGUAGUUGCAAGUGUUUGCUCCGUGAUUGUAUGUGAAGAGGCUCGGCAACGAGUGCGGCAACCCGCCCCAAGCUCCAUUGGCUUCAAAUCGCCUUCACGUAUAUUUCAUCUCGAUUCCAGCCACCGACCUUCUUCCGAAAAUGUCGUCCAGAAAGUGAGUUGUGUUCGCUCCUCCAUUUGGCUCUCUUGCUUCCUGUGUCUAGGGAAAAUUUCUUCGGUGAUGUAUGGAGCCAGUCAGAAGUUUUCUGAUGAGAAAAAAUAUGGCUUAGCUCCCAAGUUUUCCAGAAAACAAGAAAAGGUUUUGGAUUCUCAGUUGUGUGGAAACCAUGAAAAUCAUAAAUCUAAGCUUCCAAAUUGUUUCAAAUAACAAUAACACGCCUCCAAAAUCUGGAAUUUUGAACUAAAUUUUUCGCGUUUUGAUAAUCAAGGUUUUUCACCUCAUUCAGUUUUCCCAAGAUUCUUAAGUUUUUUUUAAUUUCAAGUUCUUUUAAAAUUUUCAAAGAUAUAGCCUGAAAUUUAAUUUUGUAGUCGUGAUCGUGAAAAUUUGUAGCUUUUUUCCCAUCCAGCUUCAUUUCCUCUAAGCUUCGCGUUGCCAUGCUAAAUAGACUUCUAUCUCGCACUUGUUUUAUAUCUACUUGUUAGCUCAUUUUUCGAAAAUAUUUUUAAAGUCUCCAGAAGUUUGAAAUGAAAAUUUAGUUUUUUUCAGGCCCAAAAAUAGAUCGCGUAAGGUUUUCUAGUUGUUCAUGGGAGCAAUUUUAAUUUUGAGCUUUCAAAAAAAAUGUAAUUAGGCUCUAGUUGCAAUCUUCUGCACUCUCUUUUAUUAAAAGUAACCUCAUCAAUGAAAUGCGAUUUUUUUCUAUGUAGCGUAUGAAUGAAAAAGUCAUGAGAUAUUUUUCAGCUUUGAGGUGUUUCUAAAAGUAGAUAUCGUCAUUUUUCAGCAUGAAAAAAGCAUUUGUUUACUUCAGUUUUCUUUUCGAAAUAAGAAAAAGCUUACGAGAGACAGUUACUUAAAAAGAAGGCUAGGUUCAAAUUUCAAAUUUUAAUUUCUUCAAUUUUAUUAAUUCUAGAAAAUAAUGAGGUUUUUGUCAACUUAAAACGUUUCCGGCAAUCGAUGCGGGUGGCUCAGAGGUGAAAAGCGAAAUCCAUUGAAAAACCGAGGUGCGAAAACGAUUCCAAUGCGGAUUCUGGUCUGAGAGUUACACACCAGCCGCCGGCAUGGCUUUCAGCUGCUAAACUCAUCAAUUACACGCUUCCCGGAUUCAAAUGACCAACAUAUUUCAUUUUUCCCCAUUCUCGCGCCGCCUUGCUUGUUUUUCUGUUUUCUCUCGAAAAUUCUCUCGACAUGGGACCAGCUCAACUUGAAUAUUCUUUCUGACAAAAAAAAAUGUAACAAAUGGAAGAAGGAAAGGAACCGACAGAGAAGAGAGAAAAUUCGGUUUUGGGAAAAGAAAUGAGAUAAAGUAGAGUUUUUUCCCCCUCCGCUUUAGUUUGUUCCUCUUUUAAGCUAGAUAGAAGCUUUGUCGGCUAGUAUUUUCUUGAAUACAUUUUUUUCAAACUCAUCUCAACUAUGAAAAGAGUGUGAAUGUCUCAAAAAAAUAGAACUUAAAAAUAUAUUUAGACUCAUUUCUACCGAAAAAAAUGGUUUUUUUCAUCAUUUUUCCUAAUUAUUUUUUUAAUACUUUUGAAUUUCUAUUGAGCUUUGCAGGAAUUUUUCAUCUCUUUCCAAAAAAACAUUCAUAUUUCUAUAAACUUUUCAAAAGCUCUCUAUCUUUGAAUAAAGGAGCUCACUCCGCUCUCUUACCACCAUUACUCGUUUUUCAUAGACUUCGGAAAAAAAAAUGCAAAAUCAAAGCCGGAAGACAUUAAUUGACAUUUUUCAAAAAUUUCAAAGUCAAGUUAUAAAUUGUUAUUGUGAGAAAAUGAGGAGUAUUGAAUUUUUUCAAAUUUCUUCUGAACUUUUUUUCAAACGUCCAUAUGUAAAUAAUUGAUAAUUUCGGAGUUUGCAGAGUUUCACGAGCCGCUCAUUACGACGGUGCGCCGCCGCAACCGACCAACGCCAUGAGUGUCGUCGCAGAAGGCCAUUUUCGGUUUGUUUGUAGUUCAUUUUUUCUUGAUUUUCAUUCCUGAGAGUGCGAAUAAAGUUUCUGGGAUACUGAGAAUGUUUCUAUGAUUUCUAUGAAAGAGAACGCUCUGGUUGUCUUGGUUAUAAUUAAUGCGCUCCGAAAUUUGCUUCUUCUUCUUUUCAACUUUUUGUUCUGUUUUGCCGGAAAUAUAGAACUGAAAAUUUUGUCUUUUUUGUUGGUUUUUGUCGUUUAGCGCCUCUCAGCCUAAUUCAAAAAAAUUCUUUUUUUCAUUAAAAUUCUCAAUCACAGUCUGCUUCGUAAAUUUGAUUUUUGCUUCACAGUUCGUUCAAAAUGAUUCAAAAUGUCGUUCUACUGAAAAUUUGGCUCGACAUGAUGCAAUCGAUUAUUUUCAAGUUGCACCCGACCAAAAGCUACCUGAGCACUUCAGCACAAUUUAGGUGACUACCUUCCAGAUUACAUCAACAAAACGUCUUGAACUUUUCAUAAGCCUUCUAGUUCUAGAAAACCCGGUAUGACUCGAGUCGUUUUUCUUAAAAUCAUGACGUUUCGAAAUGAACCGACUGAAUCUACCUAUAGCCUCUUUUUCCUCCCUAAAAUCUGAAAAAUGCCAGCUUUCCAUUUUCAAUUGACCUAGUUUUAGGAAACAACCGUUUUUCGAUGACGAACAAGGUUAUUAUUACAUCUCUGCAUACAUAGAUUUGAAAUGAAAACCAAACAGAAGCCGCCCGAAAAACUCCGUUUCUCAUGCACAAAGCCUUUUUUCCAGGUUUUUGUGAAACUUUUUCGCACACGACGUAUUUAAUUUCUGGAUUUUUUAUCUCUGGUGGGAAAAUCUGCUGUUUUUUUCAACUGUCUUUGUAUUGGAGGGAACUGAAUUUUCCCUUUGUUGGCCUAAUUUUGUUAGACGUUUAUCUCAUUUCGGUUCCUUUCUUAAAUUGGAUCCAAGAGCAGUCUUUGAGCUCGCAAGAUUUUCCCUCAUUUCCUUGUUGGUUUUAUAUUCCUUCACUGAAUUGUAUUUUAUGUAAGUUUUCUUUUUUGGUGAUUCCCUCAUUAGUCAGAAAUAGAGUCCCAUUGGAACAUCUUCGUUUUUUCUUUGAGUUAAGGCGCUUCAAAAUAAGUAAAACAAACUUCUUGAACUUCUUGGGAAGAAUUCUAAAGCUAUAUGUUCCUUUUUUAAAGCGCCAUAACUUGAACAGAAGUUUUAUUGUCAAGAAUCAUUCCUGAGCUCAAAUAAGGAUCCUAAAGUACAAUUCAGUAUAAAGCAUUACUUUGAAAAAGUUCUUGAGCUUUCGUGAAAAAAAAAAUAUAAAAUCAAAAAGUUACAGAGGGAUGAAAGAACUCCUGUCCUCGAUGGAUCUGGACACAGAUGCCAACACGGUUUCCGAGUUCAAAGAACGAACUCAUAUGCUUUGCGCAAGGUUGGAACAAAUCUUCAAAUUGUCCUUCUGAUUCUUUUGUUUGAGAUUUCUUGGUGGAGCGUGGAAAACAGUCCCAUUGGAACAUCUUCGCAUCAGUCGCAUCAAGUUAGUUUUUUCUGCUCAGUAUUCAUAGCCAUCAGGAAAUUUAGAAGUGGCAGGGUUUGUGAGGGUGCAAAGAAGUAGAUUAAAUUGGAUUUUCUAUCUUGAAUUGGACUUUUGAAUCUCUGGAACUUCACAUUGGCUACAAUUUCCCGAUCAAAAACCAAAAAAAAAUUGGUGACCAAACUCGGAAUCUUAGCUUUGCGUGUUUUUAUGUCUUUAUCACAUCGUUUUCAAGGGUUUAAUGAUUAUUGGGGUAGAGUAUAAGUUGUAGCAGAACUGAAAGUUACAAAAACUGAGCUGAUUACGACCAAAGGUUGGGGAAUGAACACAAGUAUAUAUUUAUAUAUGGACAAAGGCUGAGACGGUACAGAAAAAGCACAGAAAAAGUAAGUAAGUAUACAAGUUUCAUGUACAAAGAUCUGAUUGAAAUACGAAAACAGUAGAUAUUUCAAGAUUUGAUAGUAGGGAACAAAAAAAUGGAAGUAAAAAUUGAGCAUGAAAAUGUUGGUCACAGGGAAAGGCCACGUAUCGAAAGAAAAAUUUACCUGAUUCAUUCAAGAAAGUGGAAUUAUUUACAUGUGAUCAAUUUGAAAAGAAAUAAAUUAGUUGAAAGGAUGAAUGAGUAAAAGCUCCUUUGUUGGUAGAAAGCCGGUGAAGGUCACCGUUUUGAUGAGAGGGCUACGGCUUCAACCUUGCUGGUCAGGCGAGUUAACGUCGCACCGCUCUCCGAGGGUAGCUGUUCCUGAGGCGUUGUGA
Molecule: messenger RNA, 7813 nt
Organism: Caenorhabditis auriculariae
Lineage: Eukaryota; Metazoa; Nematoda; Chromadorea; Rhabditida; Rhabditidae
Source: the annotation of a GenBank genome assembly